AUGCCAGCAACAGAAAUAAGACCAUUGAAAAACACUGAUUUGUUCAAAUCAAUAAAAGUAGGCGAUCAUACUUUGUCAAAUAAGGUUGUCUAUGCUCCCACUACCAGAUUCAGGGCAUUGGAUGAUCAUACUCCUUCGGACUUGGAAUUUGAGUACUAUUCAAAGAGAUCUCAGUAUCCUGGUUCAUUGUUGAUUACUGAAGCAACUUUUGUGUCUGAACAAGCAGGCUUAUACUCUAAUGUUCCUGGAAUUUGGAAUGCUAAGCACGUUGAAGCUUGGAAAAAAAUAACUGAUGAAGUUCAUAAAAAUGGCUCGUAUAUUGCGUGUCAAUUUUGGUAUUUGGGUAGAGUUGGUGAUCCAAGAUUAUUGAAGAAACGUGGAUUAGAUUUUGUUUCAUCGUCUGCCAAUUAUCAUGAUAAAGCAUCCAAAAAGCUUGCAGAGUCGGUUGGUAAUCCUCUUAGAGCCUUGACAGAAGACGAAGUGCAUGAUCUUGUAUUCAAGACAUAUGCUAACGCGGCUAGAAAUGCAUUGGCUGCUGGCUUUGACUAUAUUGAACUCCAUGGUGCUCAUGGUUACUUAAUUGAUCAAUUUCUUCAGCCAUCAGCAAAUAGCAGAAAUGACAAAUACGGUGGAAGUAUUGAGAAAAGAGCAAGGUUUGUGUUGGACUUGAUUGAUCAUUUAAGUUCUAUUGUUGGCGCACAUAGACUAGCAAUUAGGCUUUCUCCGUGGGCUAAAUUCCAAGGUAUUAAGAGUGAAGAAGAUACAGUACAUCCUAUCACAACAUUCAGUUAUCUCUUACAUGAAUUACAACACAGAGCUAACGAAGGCAAGGAACUAGCAUAUAUAUCUAUUGUGGAGCCUCGUGUUCAAGGUACUGUUAGUGUAGGUGAAGACCAACAAAAGGGAAAUAAUGACUUUGUCGGUCAAAUUUGGAAAGGUAUUAUUUUGAAGAGUGGUAAUUAUACUUAUGAUGCUCCCAAUUUCAAAACUUUAUUGCAAGAUAUCAGUGACGGUCGUACUUUAGUUGGAUUUUCAAGAUACUACACUUCUAACCCUGAUUUAGUUAAAAGACUUUAUGAAGGAUGGGAUUUAGUUCCUUAUGACAGACCUACUUUUUAUACCAAAAACAACUGGCACUACAAUUCAUUCCCCAACUAUGAUGAAGAAGACAAAUCCAUUAAGGAAGAAGAGGAAAAGAGAGUUGCUAAUGAUAUUGGAUUACUUAAAGCUCACUUAUAA
This is a messenger RNA of Debaryomyces fabryi, 1239 nucleotides long. RefSeq names its product alkene reductase. The transcript has a single exon. Bases 1 to 1239 code for a protein of 412 amino acids. NCBI's taxonomy places the organism in Eukaryota, Fungi, Ascomycota, Pichiomycetes, Serinales, Debaryomycetaceae. Gene Ontology annotation, molecular function: NADPH dehydrogenase activity; FMN binding. The record is from RefSeq and is a predicted model, not a curated record.